GUGCGUUGCUUCUUUUCUUUUGGGGGAGAAGUUUUCCUCCUCUCGCCGGUCUCUAGGGCGUUGGAAGCCUCCUUCUGCUGUUCUGGGGGUUUUUUGUGCGGGGGUUGAGAGGUCUGCCAGGUCGUUUGAGGUGGGAUUUGUGGGUGGGUGAUGCAUACGUGGCCUUCUGUGUUCGCGGGCCGUCGCUUAUUUUCUUUGUUCCCUCGUACUAUUGCCUCGGUCGUGUCUGGCUCGUUUUUCUUUCUUUUUGUGUCUAUGUAGUCUCAUCUCACCCCUGUUCGGGCAUUUGUUAUUACUGUUAGGUUUCUGUCUUUGCGACCUCCUUUUGAGUGUCGUCGGGGUUCUAUUACCCUUCCCUUCUGCUUGGGUUUCCUUUUCUAUCGGAAUGAGUACUCCCGCUGAGUACCCUACCACCCAUUGUGGUGUGGGGGGUGACUCGCGGGCUUCGUUCCAAUCAUCAGUCAUACGACAUGGUGGUGGUCGGAAGUCACGAGGCGUUGUGGAGAGUGCCUUGACAAGCAAGGCAAUUUCAAACUUCGAUGAACUCCAGGGAGAACCUAUCCUCUAUGCAAGCCACCGAAUCAGUGCAAACAAGCAGAGUCACCAAAGCGAGGUGGGUUUGUGAUGUCGCACAAACAACACGGACUGUAUCUGGCUCCGAUGACAUGUCCGAUGGAACUACUUACGUCGGACAACACGCGCUCUGUCAAAAGCUGUGGCUCCAACGGCUUGCACAAGGACGCUAUUGGCAAACCAAUCUUCUUGAUAUAGGCCUGUGAGCCGAUCCCGGCACCCAGGGAAGGCGGGAAAAAGCCCAGAUUUCCAAGAUACUCUGAGGACUCGAAGCAGCGUCCUUUGAGCGGUCGCGCUGCCAUGAGCGCCCUGUGCCACCACUCGCACUGGCUUCGCGUUAUCGGGAUCGUUCCGAGAUCAUUUUUUGGACGCGCGUGCGUCCAGCUUCUCCAAUCUGCGGGGUUCAUUCACCGCCUGUACGGGUGCUGAUACUCGAUUAAGCCUGCUCUUCCGCAGCCCGCAGUUUGGUAUCAGUGCGGCCGGCUCCCGUAAUCUGAAGGAAUGCAGUGAACGCCAGCUGCUGUGGCUGGGGUGGUGAUUUGACUGCAUGAGUCCUACGCGCCAACACGUCUGAUCAUCAAAAAAACGGCUUUUUCUCUUAUAAAAGACGACUCCCAGAACCAAGCCCAGCAUUAUUUUCUUCUUCAUGUCUCGUUUUGCCACUCUCUUGACCUUCGCCGCCUGUUUCGUGGCGGCUUUUGCCGCGGAACACCAAGUCGUUCAGCGGGACAGCAGCGCUGAUACACCGAUCGGCGGAUUCAUACCCAAGAAAUCUCUCUCAAUCAUCGGCGCUAUCGCAUACGGGACAUCCGCGGCGGUCAUGUGGAUCCAAUUCUUCUUGAACAAACCGAAACACCCUUUUAUGCUCAGCCUGAACCUCGGGAUGUCCACAAUGUCAGCCGGCUUCGUCCUGCGGUACAUGUACGCUACACCGCCGUUCACUCUUGGAAAAUAUACCGCUUGGGACAUGUGCAUUCUGCUCUCGCCAUGCCUCUUUUUGGCCACGGACUACAUGCUGCUCUCUCGUCUCGUCAACACAUUCGACCCUCAGAUCGUCGCGCGGUGCCUCGCCAUCAAACCGACCCGCGUCGUCAAGAUCUUCGUAUGGAGCGACGCGCUGACGUUCUUCCUGCAGGUGUCGGGUGGAGGUCUGACGUCGUCGCACAACGUCAGCCAGGCCAAUCUAGGCUCUAAAAUCGCGUUGAUUGGGCUCAUCCUCCAAGCCGUCUCGUUCCUGCUAUUCACAUUCCUCGUGUUCACCUUUGCCCAUCAUGUCGAGAGUGACUACCCCCAAAUCUGGCACCCGAAGACCUCCGUGCCAGUGAGGAUCCUCUCGACCGAGCCGAUCGAUGACUGGCGCAUCCUGGUCUUUAUCAUGAGCGUCACCUGCGUGGGCAUCCUCACGCGGUCUGUGUUCCGCAUCGCCGAAUUUGCCGGAGGCUACAGCGGACGCGUCGCGACGCACGAGGGCUACUUCUAUCUCCUCGACGCGCUGCCGCUGCUGCUCACGAUGUCGCUGUACGCGCUCGUCUGGCCGACCCGCUUCUUCCACCCCGCGGCGGAGAAGGCGGCGCGCCUGCGGGGCUCUAGCCAAGAUCUUCUCAGCAUGCAAGGGUUCCGGGCCUUGUCCGCGUGAAUGCACUCCUCACCGGAAAUGUUUAUUGCGUGGGACUGCGUAAUAGUCCCUACUCAUACGGAAUUUCGGUACAUGUCAUGUAUCGCGCGGCUGCUGAUUAGCUACGGACUGAUUUGAUGGACUACUCUUUUAACCCCUUGUUACACAACUCAGACAAGCGCUGUUUCCUAUUUCACUCUUUACCCAUGGACAGAUUCUCAAUGAAUUAU
Mycena citricolor is the source of this 2418-nucleotide messenger RNA. The record is from the annotation of a GenBank genome assembly. NCBI's taxonomy places the organism in Eukaryota, Fungi, Basidiomycota, Agaricomycetes, Agaricales, Mycenaceae.